CUGCUGGCCGCCGACGCGGCGGUCGAACGGGUCGCCGACGGGUUCCAGUUCAUCGAGGGACCGGUGUGGGUCGGGGGCGCGACCGACGGCCACCUGCUCUUCAGCGACAUCCCCGGCGAUACGGUCUACCGGUGGUCGGAAGCGGACGGGACCAGCGUAUUCCUCAGUCCGGUGUUUCUGCCCGAGCUCGAGACCGGCGGCCAGGGCGGCUCGAACGGGCUGACCCUCGACCUCGACGGCCGCGUCGUCCUGUCCGAGCACGGCAACCGCCGCCUCGCCCGGAUCGAGGCGGACGGCUCCCGGAUCACGCUGGCGGACCGCUACGAGGGCCGGCGUCUCAACAGCCCCAACGACAUCGUGUACCACUCGAGCGGGGCGGCCUUCUUCACCGAUCCGCCGUACGGGCUCGCCUCCCCCGACGCGGCGGAGCUCGGCUGGAACGGCGUCUACCGUCUCGACCCCGACGGCGCCGUCCGCCUCCUGGCCGACGGACAGACCCGGCCCAACGGCAUCGGGCUCUCACCCGACGAGCGCACGCUGUACGUGGCCAACUCCGACGGCGCCGCGCGGCAGUGGAUCGCCUAUCCCGUCGACGACGAUCUCGGCCUCGGCGAGGGUCGCGUGCUCCUCGACCUGACGAACAGCGCCGACGCCGGCGUGCCCGACGGCUUCGCGGUCGAUACCUCCGGCAACCUGUGGGCGAGCGGUCCCGGCGGCAUCGUGGUCAUCAGCCCGGAGGGGGAUCACCUCGGGACCACCGGGCUCUACCGGAUUCGCACCCGGGUCGCGGGCCUGAUGCCCUGA
Geodia barretti is the source of this 804-nucleotide messenger RNA. Lineage: Eukaryota; Metazoa; Porifera; Demospongiae; Tetractinellida; Geodiidae. The record is from the annotation of a GenBank genome assembly.